AUGGAAGCAGCAGUAUCAGAUAGGUUGGACAAAAAUACUUCUAAUGAAUGCGUUAUAAAUCUAAUAGCGCAUGUGAACCAUGGAAAGACUACAGUCAUGGACAAUGUACUAGAGUAUAUGGGGGUUUUGACAAAAAGCAUGGCAGGCGAGGCACGGCUGCUUGACUCACGAAAGGACGAGCUGGAAAGAGAAAUGACAAUGAAGCUGUCACCUGUGAGCUUAUUCGUAAAUGGGAAAAAAAUAACCUUCUUGGAUACUCCAGGGCACUUAGAGUUUAAAUCAUUAACGGAAUCUACAUUUAUUCUUUCAGACAUAUCCCUAAUUAUUGUGGAUGUAAUGAAGGGAGUGACUGAGCGGCUUAGGCAGCUAGUGAGGAAUUCAUCAGACAAUCGGUGUGCUCCAAUUAUUCUCAUUAAUAAGAUCGAUGCUCUUUUCAAGCUUGGUGCAUCCGGGGACGAAAUUGAGCAUAGAGUCAGUGGAAUUAUACAGAGCUUAGAAGAGGUUCUUGAAGAGCCCAUUGGCUGGGACAUGGGGAAUAUUAUAAUAGGCAGUGCAAAGGACAAUUGGUGCAUGGGACAGAGUUCCAACGCAGACAGAGUGCUUAACAAGGCAAUGGGGCAUCUGACUCUAAAAAAGUCUCUGCGAAUAGUGCGCACAAUAUAUGCACAGGAGCAGGCAGAGUUAUUGAAGCUGUCAGAGAGAAUCAAUAGAAAAGUCAAACCCGGGCUUAAGAUUAAAAUACGCCCUAAAGACAUUGUUUCGCAUGAGUUUGGCUUUUUUUCUGCUCUGUAUACAGCUAUUUCCUCGGUAAAUAUUCCAGCAACAGCAAUGCCUGAUGUAAGUAAAUGUGAAAUUGAGUGCAGUAAAGAAGACAGCAGCAUAUCUUUUAUGGACAGCAGGAUAUACCAUACCCCACAAAAUACCUGGAUGGGAGUAGACAGUAGUAGUGCAGUGGCUAUUAUUUGCUCAAAUACGUUAGUAGAUAACGUAGUAACUGCAAUAGGGAGAACACUCUAUGGAAAAACAAUAUCUGUAGGAGAUUCAAUCUAUGUAGUGGAGAGUAGUGGUAUUUCACACUGUAAAGUUAAGAAUCUCGUAUAUUUUACUAAAACACGCAGCAGUGUGGAAGUGGCAGCUGGAUUGGUGGGUAUUCAAGGGAUUGACUGCAAAAAGAAGGGAAUUAUUUGUGCAGAAGGAACAUGCAGUGACCUGUCUAAAGAGCUAUUAGGCAAAUUAAGAUGGCCUGUAUUUACGCCUUUGUUCACUGAUAUUAUAAUACCAUCUCCAGAGUGCUAUUCCUCUGUGGUUGAAAGACUUGGCCGCUUGUCAAGAUGCGAGCCAGGCCUGUUUAUAAGCGUGAAGCAAGGGAAGGUAAUUGUGCGAAGUGAUGGUGUUCUGCAAAUUGACAAAAUACGAACAGAUUUAGAAGGUCUUCAUUUUAGUACGGAAGACCAGUCAGAGAUUUACCAAGAAACAGUCUCAAAAGGAGAGGGAGUUGUAAAAGUACAACAGGAUGCAGAAUCUAAAUGCUAUGCGAUAUCUUUAAGAGGGAUACAAGAAGAGUCAGGCGAGGAAAUCGAGAGAAUGGGGUAUAAACAGCUGUUUGGAAGAGACUGCUAUGUUAAGUGCGCAGAAGGCACUCCAAAUAUGCUUAGAAUGAGUAUCUCUGCACUGCUACAGAAUGGGCCUUUUUUGCUUGAGCAGUGCAACAGAGUUAUGGUAGCAGUAGAGCCAACUGAAAGACAGCCCACAGGCACACUGUCACAGAUAUAUCUGGAUUCCAUGCCCAGGCUGCUUACAAACCAUACAAUACUCUUUAUAUCCGCCCCAUCUAUCUAUGCAAAAAGUGUAAACACAAUUCUAGUAAAGUCCCCUGGACACAUCCUGUCUACCACUGUAGAGGAAACAUCCAUAACCUUUGAAGUAAGAAUGCCAGUGGCAGAGAUAAAAGCACUCACAAAUCUGCUUAGAACACACACGAAGGGAGAGGCGGAUAUUCUUCCUACGCACUCUCUCUACUAUAUGGUGCCAGAUAAGGCAGAACACGAAAAAGCACUUACGCUCGCACUAAGAGAGAAAAAAGGCCUAUUUGAGAAAGAAAAGAUAGAGUAA
This is a messenger RNA of Nematocida ausubeli, 2112 nucleotides long. RefSeq lists its product as uncharacterized. The transcript has a single exon. Gene Ontology annotation, biological process: translational elongation. Bases 1 to 2112 code for a protein of 703 amino acids. Gene Ontology annotation, molecular function: GTP binding; translation elongation factor activity; GTPase activity. NCBI's taxonomy places the organism in Eukaryota, Fungi, Microsporidia. Gene Ontology annotation, cellular component: cytosol; ribonucleoprotein complex. The record is from RefSeq and is a predicted model, not a curated record.